Messenger RNA from Rotaria sp. Silwood1, 1777 nucleotides. NCBI's taxonomy places the organism in Eukaryota, Metazoa, Rotifera, Eurotatoria, Philodinida, Philodinidae. The record is from the annotation of a GenBank genome assembly.
AUGGAUUCAACCGAGUCAACUGGACACUAUGGUGAACAUAAAUGUAAUGCUAGUCAUAUAUGUACAAAAUUUUGUCAAAUAUGUGAAAAGCAUGGCUUUUCAGAUAAUAGAUGUCGUUUUGCAUAUGAACACAAAGAACCAGAUUAUCAUCAAUGUGAACGCAUUCAUCAAUGUCAAGCAACAUGUAUUUGCAACGAUCCAUGUGUCAUACCAGUAGAACUCACAUCACAUAAUGUUCAUCAAUGUAAUAAGAAAGAUUGUUGGAAGCCAUGUAUAUUUUCAUGUGGUAACUCAUGUGCAACUCAAGAUCAUAAUCAAGAUAUGACAACAGGAUUAGUUAUGAUAACAAUUGAUGAUAAAACUCAUCAAGUAAAAAAACAUUUAUGUAAUCAUCUUCAUUACUGCAAAGGCAAAUAUGACGCACCAGGUGUUUGUAAACAAGAUUAUAGAAUACAACAAAGAAAAUGGACAACAGAAUCUGGUGAAGAAUUCAUCUACGAUCAUAUUGAAGUAGAAGAAAUUCGAGAUCAAUGUGGAAUCCUAAUUCCAGCAGGAAAAUCUUCUCAUGGUGAUACUACACAUCAUUUAUGUGAUGGACAACAUACUUGUCAAGAAAGAUGUCCUGAUUGUGGUUCAUUUUGCAGAAAUUCUCAAGGUCAUGAUGGACUUCAUAGAACACUUCAUCGAAAUAAAGAGCUACACAUAUUUACAAGUACAAAUUCAACUGAUCAAAUUGAAAUACGUUCAACUGAACUAGAAGAAACUUCUGUUAGAAAAUAUAAAGUUGAAGAAUCAGCAAAACCAGAAAACUGUAGUGUAUCUUGCAAACGUCGUGGUCGAUCACAUUUUCAUUUAAUUGAAUGUCCUGGUGACUCGGCAUGCUUGGAAAAUACAAAAAAAUAUGAUAAAAUUUUAUGUUCUACAUAUUGGUCACACCAUAAAUGGUUUCCACCUGUUAGUGAUGUUGAUAGAAAGUUAAUUGAUUUAUGUAACACAUACUGUGCAAAGCAUGUUGUACGAGACAAAAGUGAUUUGAUUGCUAAAGAUUCUCGUAAAGCCUUUUAUACAUUAGACGCUUGGCGUACUGGUAAUCAUGCAUUUGAAUGUCAAAAUGAUCAUCAUGCAUUAGAAAUGUAUCAAGGUAUUGAUAUAUGUUUUGUUAUUGACACAACUUCAUCGAUGGCACCGUACUUUAAAAGAGUGAAAGACACUAUUACACGUAUUACUCAAGAUUGCUGUGCCCUACUGAAACAAAUUAAAUCAGGAUCCGAUUUUCGAUUUGCUGUUGUGGAUUAUCGAGAUCAUAUUCCAGAAGCUGAUUAUAUUUGCUUUAAAUGCGAUUUUACAAAUCAUAUAGAAGCUAAUACUUAUGUGAUGAAAUUAGCAAGUGGUUCUGGAGGUGAUCCUCCAGAAGCCGUACUCGAUGGUCUUGAUGCAGCAUGUGAAUUAAAUUGGUGUGAUAACGCUGAUCGUUUGUUGUUCCAUGUUUUGGAUGCUCCGCCACAUGGUAGAAUAUAUCAUACAUUCUCAAAUGACAAAUGGCCCGAUGGUUGUCCAUGUGGGAAAACUGCUCAAAAUGUAUUAUCAAAGAUGAAAAAUAAAAACAUCUUCUAUCAUAUAUUGCACUGUUCAAAUUAUGUGCAUAUGAUGAUCAGUGAAUUUAAAAAUCACAUUGAUGUGAAAACUUUAACAUUCGAUGAUAGAAUUAUGUUUGCAGAUGUUAUUGCUACACAAGUUCAUCGACACUUACUUGAUACUGAAGUGACAUUGAAAAAAA